Messenger RNA from Trichoderma harzianum CBS 226.95, 1737 nucleotides. RefSeq lists its product as hypothetical. The coding region runs from base 1 to 1737 and encodes 578 amino acids. NCBI's taxonomy places the organism in Eukaryota, Fungi, Ascomycota, Sordariomycetes, Hypocreales, Hypocreaceae. The record is from RefSeq and is a predicted model, not a curated record. The transcript is spliced from 2 exons. Gene Ontology annotation, molecular function: protein binding.
AUGGGUGAUGUGAAAUUUCUUUAUGAGACACAUGCGAAAAACAAAACGCGUCCAUCACUGAUGGAGAUUCUCAAGGCUUUCCAGGAGGCUCUUGAAGCAUACUUGACAGUCUUCAUCGUUAUUGAUGCACUCGACGAGUGUGCGACUUUGGAUGACUGUAGAGAGAUCAUCUUGUCCAAAAUGUUUGCUUGUGCCGCAGCAUCCAAUCCAAAACUUUUUACAACGUCGAGACAUAUUCCUGAAAUAUCCGACAGAUUCCAAUCUGCUCUACAUUUGGAAAUUGGAGCGACUGAAUCAGACAUUCGCAGAUAUAUAGAUAGCCGCCUGGCCAAGUUACCACGAACAUCAUUUACCAGCCAAAACAAGAGUUUACAGGAGGAGAUUAAAAUAAGAAUUAAACGCUGUCGUCAGCAAAAUGUACGCAUUUCAAAAAAUCACUUGUUUCUAUUAGCACAACUUCAUUUUGACAGGUUGGCGGAGUGCAUAACGCCAAAGGCGGUUAUGAAAGCUCUAAAGAGUCUUCCCACUGGCUCCGACGCAUAUGAUUAUGCAUACAGUGCCGCCAUGGAUCGCAUUAACCAGCAAGUCUCAGGUCGAAGCGAAUUGGCUAUAAAAGCUCUCUCUUGGAUCACGCACGCAAGGAGGCCACUUUCCGUCUUCGAGCUCCAGCAUGCCCUUGGCGUAGAGGUUGGAGAGGAUAAAUUUGACGAAGAAAAUGUUCCCCAGGUAGAAGACAUUGUGUCAACUGCUGUCGGGCUGGUGACUAUUGACGAGAAGAGCAAGAUUAUCCGGCUGGUGCAUUACACAGCGCAAGAGUUCUUCGAACGGACCAAAGAAAAAUGGCUUCCGGAUGCAGAGACCUAUAUUGCUGAUAUUUGCAGCACUUACCUCUCAUAUUCCACUUUCGAAAAACCAUGCGAGCCGUACGGGUGCAAAUUUCGAGGAAGGAUGAAAUCAUAUAAACUAUAUACGUAUGCCGUCUUGAAUUGGCGACACCAUGUUACAGCCUCAAAGUCCAGCCGAAAUCAUGUCAACUUUCUCAAAAAGACAUCCAGCUUUUACGCAUAUCUUCAGGACUAUCAAUCACACGUGGCAAGACGUCUACCAUGGUCAUUUCGUGAUUUUAAAUAUAGUACCAAUCUUCAUUUUGCCGCAGCGCUAGGGUGGAAUAAGAUCAUUACACAUUUGCUCAGAGACUUCGCCGAUGCAGACGUACGGGACGACUACAACUGUACACCUUUCUAUAUGGCUGCUAGUGGUGGCUAUUCUUUGGUUAUGGAAACAUUGCUAAGCUUUGGCCCAGUUGAUAUUAAUGUUAUAUCGAGUUACUCCAGAUAUACGCCACUCAUAAGUGCUGCCCAGGGUGGCCAUUCUGAGGCUGUCAAGCUUCUGUUGGACACUGGUAAAGUCAAUGCUGGAUUUGAAUGCAUAAACAAGAAGACUGCUCUUUGGUACGCUGCUGUUGGCGGCCAUGAUACCGUCGUUCAACUACUAUUGGACUCACGGAACUAUGAUACAGACAUGAUCCGUGAGAUACAUUCGUCGGCUUUAUUAGGGGCUGUUAUCAUGGAGAAAGAAACUAUCGUGGAUCUAAUUCUCAACGCAGGAAAUGCUGAUAUCAACGUCCAAACCACAUCAUUCUACUCUCCAUUCUUUUGGGGCCCUCGCUCUAAUGACAAAUGUUCAAAUGAUACAACCUGGGUGUAUCCAAAAAAACAGGAUGGUGGGGUGGUUUGA